UUUAACCUUGCACUGUAUCAUAUUCUUUUUUUAAUUAUCUUUCAUAUCUUUGUAGCCUCCGUUUAUACUGGUAAGGUAUCUCAACGUUUUUUGCUAAUAAUAUCGUAUAUUACUCACGUUCAUUGUUAUUUGCUUUCUAUAUGGUUACGCAGAGAAGAAUAUCGAUGCUUUUUUUCGUAAACUGGCUCAGAGUCUCGCCGUAAUUUGGGAUCGUUCACAUGACUUUUCAUUCGAAACUCCGAACAACCCAUACGUCAAGCUGAAACAGAGCCCUUCAAUUUUCAAAACACCCCUACCCUAUGGUGUUACUAAAAGGACGUGUGAUAGAAUCGAUCUUUGCCUCCCUCCUUUUGAAGUGAAUACUGAAAUGACCUAUAAGAAUCCCCUAUACCACGAACCGCAAUUUCUAGAGACCGUUAGAUUGGUGCGAAAUAAAAUUAAAAAGUAUGAACAAGAUAUUAUUGUGCUUGCCGGAGUCACAGGAGGGGGGAAAACGUCAACUACAUUUGCCAUUGCUGCAGAACUUUGGGCAGUACAUAUAGACUGUUCCAAUUUUCUUUCAGAAUAUAAUAAUCAAUUUUCUGAUCUACUCGGUGCAGUUAGAGCGAAAACUCCACCUUUCAAUGAUACCACACUCCAGGAGUGGGCACUUCGCCAGCUCGACAUAGAUUUCGUCUCACGUAUGUUAAUACUAGUCAAAAUGUAUGUAGAGCAAAAAAUCAAAACACCAAAGGAUUGGCUAUUGGCACAACUUUAUAGUUUAGAUAAGAAAAGUAUAAACCUUAUUUGCGAAAACCUGUCAGAACUGAGCACAAGAGAAUUGUCGAUACUUAUACAUUUCAUCAAUCAAUGUCUUAAAAUUGAACGGAUCCUCUUUAUCCAAGAUGAGGCGCAAUGUCUUUGCCGACCUGAAUACGGAGAAUACACUGGAAGUAAUGAAUCAAACAAACCAUGGAAUUUUUUGCAGGCCUAUACUUAUCACAUGAUCGCUUUCAAAUUUGAAGUUACACACUUUAUUUCUGGCACUAAUAUGCAUAUGUCAAGCGGAAUAUCCCUAGUUACUAGUGUUGGAAAAGAACCAUCUCGAGCAGUGCAUCUUGUGUUGAAACUCCCUUAUCUCUCACCUGAUGAUGUUACCAAAGUUCUCGACACUGUAAUCAAUAUGGAAGGGGUUAGUCCUGAAACUCUUCUUUAUUUAGGAAAUAUUCUCAAAGGACGACCCCGAAACUGUGCGUCGUUUUUAAAAAUGCUAGCCUACCGAUCAGAAUUGCUAAAAGAUAAAGAUGAUGAAAUGGUUAAAACUAGUAAGAAAUGGAUCGAGAAAAUAACUAUGUCAAUGAUAAGCUAUUUGCGCAAUUCCGUCAGUACUUUGGCAAUCGGAGGGGUCGACCCAAGGAAGGCGAUUGUUGAUCUUGUUUGUUGCGGAAUUAUUAAUUCAACAUCGGCUGGUGCUGAAUUACUUCGACAUGGGAUUCUUCCUAUUCAGUCGCCAUCUUUCAUUACCCUUAAUUCUGAAGAAAUUGACUUCACUUCGAUCAAAAUCAAUCUAGAAUUAGAGUCUUACUUUAUUACGGCCAUUGGAAAAUAUUUUAUUCAUUUGGUAAUGAGCUUGAUGGUGCUUUUGCAUCAGCAAUUAUUGAAAAAUGCGGUCGUAACGUGCUUGAAGAACUUAAAAAGUGGACCGAUGAUCUUGAUCCACAUUUCAAGUUUCCAGAAUGGAUCACGCCUGGAAUGCAGUUUGUAACGGAAACAAAUCUAUCAAAAGCUGUUCCACUGGAUGUUUAUGUUAAAGACAUAUACCAAACAACCAAGUACCAUACUCAUGCUAUCCAACCGCCGCAAAAUGCAGGUUCUGAUCUUGUACUCUGUCUUGUAGAUAAAUCAAAUGAAUCAAAUAACGUGGUAUUGUUAUCGUUGAGUUCCGCUAUCUACGAUGAAAAUGUUACAUCAAGCAAGGUUAAAAAGCAAGCUUUCAAGGCGUGCCUGGGGUUCCAGUACAUGGAAGAAAAAAAAGAAAAUCUAGACCCCAGAAUAAGAAAAUGAAG
This is a messenger RNA of Rhizophagus irregularis DAOM 181602=DAOM 197198, 2045 nucleotides long. Lineage: Eukaryota; Fungi; Glomeromycota; Glomeromycetes; Glomerales; Glomeraceae. The record is from RefSeq and is a predicted model, not a curated record.